AAAUUGUAAGGUUUCAAUUUCGCGGGCGCCAUCAGAGUUCAACAAGAACGAACGUAGCUACGCAAAUCAGUUUAUGGUGGAGUUAUGUAACUACAAGCAGAAUGGUUCGAUUUUAUCUUUACAGAUAGUUUUAGUUCUGCAGCUCAAAGCAAGCCAACGGUUAAACUUUGUUAAACAAACAAACAAACGGUUAGCACCAACCUAAUAAUGAAUCUGAAUUCAUUCAUUCUUAAUUCGAAACUGUUUUUUAAAAUGGCAUUUUAAUGUUUAAAACAAACGAAACCAAACCACACUAAACUAACAGUUGUGAUCGAACACUUAAACUCAACAUGAGGUUGGCGCGGUAGAAGAACUGAUGAGGCGACAUUUAUCCAAGAAAAGGCGAGAUGAACUGUCCAGCAUCAUCAUCACCAUCUUCCACUGGACCAUCUCCUCAUCUGACAGUCAGCACACUAUUCCUCCACUAUUUUAAUGAUUGGGCGGACUGGAUUGGCCCAGCUCUCAUAUUCCAGGAAACCCACUCUCCUGUGUUCACUUGACAGUACCCCCCGGUUGGCUGGUUGGCCGCUUCAACUGCAGUAAACACAAAGUAGAUGACUGAGACCUCUGCCUCCCAUGAUGGACAAGACAAGCACUAAUGGGAUUCAGACCAGUGCCAAAGAGGGUGGUGUUCAGAGGAAGCAGCUGCCAUACUCAGUGGAGACUCCCUAUGGCUUCCAUCUGGACCUUGACUUCCUCAAGUAUGUGGAUGAUAUUGAAAAAGGCAACACCAUCAAAAGAGUGCACAUCCAUCGAAGGAUAAAAGGCCCUGCUAAAUUCAGUACUUUGCCAAGAAAUUUCAGCCUCCCUGGCCAUGGGGUUAGACCUACCCUUAAGGACAAAGAUAGUGCAUGGCCUGGGACAUCCACUUUGGGACCCAAACCUAAAUCACGGGUGACUGAGGUCCAACAGAUCUUUGACUUUAGGGGAGGUGAAGGAGGAACUUCUAGUUGUAGAGGACAAACUAGUCAAGGAAUUGGUUUUGUGCCAGGAAAACCCAGAGAAGAGAUAGGCGCUGGUACACAAGGUGAAGACAAUGCUGUGAGUCAAAGUCGGCCAAAUCUUCUUAGAGCAUCGAGCAUGCCCAUCACCCUACAACAGCGCAAAGGUUCUGAUUCAAGCAGCCCGGACUGCACAACUGGAACACCUGAAAAUGGAUCAACAGAGAACAUGUUCCGUCCUUCACCAGACAUCACAGAAAGACGGUGCCUCCCACAGGAUCGAGCUGGUCUUCACCAGCAGAUUACUGUGGCUCUAAAGCGAGUCAGAGAACUUGAGGAGCAGGUCAAAACUAUCCCUGAACUAAAGGCUCAGAUCUGCUCCUUGAGAGAAGAGAGGGAGCAACUUUUGAAUCAGCUGAAAGUCCAGACCCAGACCCUUGUUUCUACAUCAUCAUCUGCAGCAGCCAAAAGCCCAGAUGCUGCUUCAGCCAUCCAUUUUAAAGGUCCUUCAGCAGAGCAAGACUUCUCUCUUUUGACUCAAGUCUCUGGAGGCUCAGAGGCUGCAGAGACUGCAUUAGAAGAAAAAGUUACAGUUAAAGAAAGACAAGAUGAUGUAGCAACAGAUAAAGAGUUAUCUCAGGAGACUGCCACAGCGGUGAGACAAACACAACCACCCAAAAAAUUAGACAAACAAAAAGAGACAUUUGAGCAUGCAGAGCAGAACCAGCCUCAGGGUGUCCAAGGACAGAUGAUGACAUCAUCUAAGAUUAAUAUUAAAGAAAAUGAGACGUGCAAUACUAAAGAAAGCAAUACAGGAAAGGAAAAAAGAGUUGAUGAUUGGGAUGGAACACAGAAGUUGCAGGAGAAGUUAAUGACACUGGAGGCAAAACUUACUCAGGCCAGCCAAGAACUAGAGAGAACUAACAAUCUUCUGAAGCAACAAAUACAAGAAAACAAAACGAAAGAGGAGAGAAUUUUACAACUAAGUGAAGGAAUGAGAGUGGAAAUUUGUACCACACAAACACAUGAGCAGACGAGAAGAAGAAGCAUUGACAUGGGGACAGUUACAGAGAGAAUAGAUUGCACCAACCAGGAAACAGAGACAGAAUUACCUUCAACAAUAGAUCAAGGGACAGACACUGAUAGAAUCUAUGUGGAAGUUUACGUACCCACGCCCAGAACCGGGAGCAUAGAUCAGGCAAUGGUGACUACAAAAGUUGACACACAUGACCAGACAACAGAGAUAGAGGGAGAAAUAAUGGCGGUAAUUCCACCUCGCCCCAGAGCCAACAGUAUGGAACAGGGCACUAUUACAGAGAGCAUCAUCACUCAGGAUCAGAUGACUGAGACGCCUGUAGCUGAGAGGGUAAACCAAAUCACAGAAACAGAGGGAGAAAUAGUGACGGACCAUCCACAGAGGCCAAGAGCCAACAGUGUAAAUCAAGGGACAGAGACAGAAAGAGUGGAUACUGUCGACAGGGUGACAGAAACAGAGGUAGCACGGAGGGCUGACCAGCAAACUGAGACAGAGACUGACAGAAGACUGGACAAUAACCCGGCCAGAAGUAUGGAGGAACAGGGUGCAGAUGCAGGGGCUGUGGACAGUGAAAGACCAAAAGAUGAAAGAAUAAAUCAAGCAACUGCUGUGGAAUUUAAAAGUGUGGUUGUAGAGGCUUCUGUGUUGAGUUCAAUUGCAGAAAGUACACUUGGGAAAACUGGAGUUUCGGAUGCCUUUAGUCAUACCGAAGCGACUCCCAGUCCAGUUUGUACAACAGGAAGGACUCUUACAGACGCCAGCCAAGCACAUGAUGACUCCAAAGCAAAGCAAAUUCCACAGACUACAGAGAAAGCAGAGCCAGGAAAAGUAGAUGAUGUAAGUCCAUCAACUAAGAACAAGGUAAACACUGAAGAUGUCUUAGUACUGUCAGAUAAUUCAGCAGUGACAGCAGUAGUUCCUGUUAGACCACAACGAGGUCGGAAACCCUCAACAGAACAGACACAUCCAUCAAUUCAAAGUCAGGCAGGAUCUACCGAAUCAAAUAAAGCUCAAACCCAAGAGAUCCAAACUAAAACCCAGCCCCAGGUACAGACCGUAGUCCAGGAAAAGAAUCAAUCCCCCAUGACGUCCUCUGGACCACCUAAAAAAGAUCAAGUCCGUUCAGUAUCUCAGGUUGAAGCUCCGAGUCCCACAGUGAAACUGACUGAAGAGUCUAAAGUGAAGCUGCCUAAAGCACAAUCCAAAACAGAUGCCCAGAAACCUUCAAGUCUGAGUGAACUUCCAUCUAGGCCCAAAUCCAUUCAAACCCAGUCUCAGUCUCAAGCAUCCACAUCCCGUCGGGACUCAAAAGAGAUGAAAGCACCACAGAAGGCAUCAGGUGUGUCACAGUCUUUAAGUCGUUCUUCUGUUGAUGCCAAAACCCACCCAGCUCGACGAGUGUCUGAUGCUCAGUCUCAGGGCACACGUAGAUCUUCCAGCGAAAGCCAACAACCUCAAAAAGGUGUUGGAGAGACACAAUCCCUGCGAAGAAGCUCCAAUGAAGCGGCUCAGCGUAGGGGCUCGAGUGAAGCCCAGGCCUUGCGAAGAGGAUCUGGUGAGGCCCAGGCUGCUCGCAGGGGCUCUAGUGACUCCCCAACAUCUCCUGCAGCCUUGGGCCAAGUUGUAACUCGUCUAACUGGGCUUCUUGGAGAGCAAUGGGCACAACUGGGGAGCAGCUCUGGAACUCAGCAGAUGGCCAGCCAGCAGGAGAUCCCCGUUGCACAGAAACAGACAGUUGGCAAAAAGGUUGAAGCGGGAAAGGGAACUCCAUCCAAGCCGGCAGGAAAAUCAGCUCCAGCAGCAACAGCAGCAGCAACAACAGGGAAACCAGCAGGGAAACCUGGUCCUUCUAAAAUGAGCUCUAUUCAGAGUCAACUGGUGAGCUCCCUUAGUGUUCUGUCUGCCUUCUACUCCCCAAGCCAGAAAGGAGCUGCUGCCAGCAAACAGAAAGAACAAGGUCUCAAAUCCAUUAUGAAGAAAAAUGGGGCUGCUGACAAGCAAGGAAACAAGGGAGCCAAGAAAAACCUGAAGUUUGUCGGAGUCAAUGGAGGCUAUGAAACAACAUCCAGUGAAGAGUCCAGCGGAGACGAGAAGUCAAAAGUGGAGGUGGAGGAAGGAGAGGAAGAGGACAGCUUGGAGGUAAAGGUGGAGAAGGAAAAGGAGCCAGAGGAAGCAGUGGAGGUCCAGGAGGGAGAGGCAGAGGUCCCGGCCGAUAAAGGGGAUGCCUCUGCUGACCAGAAGGAGGUUGAGAGAGGUCUGAUGGAUCCAGAAGAAGGACAUGAGCUUCUGGAGGAGGAGGAAGGGGAGAAAGUUGACAAGGGUUUCAUUGAUGCUUGUGUUUACGUAAAGGACCGCAUGGAAGAGGUUUCAUCUCCAGAUAAAGAAAUGCGUCAGGUCCUGGUGGUUCUCUACCAGGAGUGGUUCAGGGUUUCCAGUCAGAAAGACUCUCAGGCUGAUACUGUCAGGUUAUACCUGCGGCAAGUGGGACGAACAACCCCUACCCUCCUGCCAUAUGUGGUUAACUUGACAGACGGCAACGGGAAUAUGGCUCUCCAUUACAGCGUGUCACACUCCAACUUCUCUGUGGUCAAACUGCUGCUAGACACUGGUCUGUGUGAAAUAGACAAUGUGAACAAGGCGGGCUACACACCUGUGAUGCUGGCUGCACUGACGGCUGCAGAGAGUGCGGAUGAUCUGGAGGUGGCCCAUCAGCUGCUGAGACUGGGGGACGUCAAUGCUCGCUCCAGACAGGCAGGCCAGACGGCACUUAUGCUUGCAGUGAGGCAUGGCCGUGUUGCCAUGGUGAAGCUGCUCCUCAGCUGUGGCGCGGAUGUAAAUGCCCAGGACUGCGAGGGAUCCACGGCGCUGAUGUGUGCCAGCGAGCACGGACACACACACAUUGUCCGCCUGCUGCUGGAAACCGGACGCUGCAAUGCCAGCCUCACAGAUAAGAAUGGUCGCACAGCUUUAUCAGCUGCAGAGGAGGCCUUUCACCAAGACAUAGCCGAGCUCCUGAGGACCGAUGCCUCUGAGUCCACCUCAAGCGCCAAGCUCCUCUGAGCCAGGCUCGUUCAGACCAGACGAGUUCCACAGCCUUCCACAAUAACCGAAAUCCAACACUAAAGAAGCUAAAAAAAGUAGGUAACUAAAAUAAAAAGUCGAGGAAACCUCAUUCAAACUUCCGGGACAGGAGGGUUUUCUUUCAUAGCCUUCCCACCAUGCCCUGUGAGUGGAUAUGCUGCAUCAACCUCAAGUGGUCACAUGUGGGUGGAAAAUCACCAUGGCGAUCAAAGUGACUUCAGACACAGGGUGAGAACCUGAGGUGGGACGAUGGGUGACCAUGCUCCGAGCUGCUGCUUCUCCUCAUCGACUGACCCUCAAAGCAGAAAUAAUAAGCACAUGAUCUACCUUUCAGAUAUAUAGUAUUGAAUAUACAUUAUUUUCUGUUAUGGCAUUGAUAUAUUUUCAGGUUUAAACCUAAGCCAUUGUUGAGAACCUAUUAAAACUUAGAAUGUUACUCUAACAAAUCAUAAUCCUAAAAAGACUGUAUUUUCUACUGCACCUUUUUUUAUGUGUCGUGUACAGUGAAUAAUCAGCUAUUAUAUUUGUGUGCAGAUAUUACUCCAGAAGCGAUAACUGUCAUCAUGUAAGGGAGGAUUCAUCCGUUAUGAAUCAUGAAAAAAAAGAAAAGAAUAUAAAACGUGUUUAGUUGAAAAACAAACUGAAUCAUUUGGAGGCGCUGCAUGCCAACUGUUCCCACCCCCCUACUGGCUGAUUCAUGUGCGCUCAUGCUCAGCAGUAUGUUAUAAUACUGCUCUUUUUCAUGGAUUCUCUACAUCUUUUGCCUUGUUGGUCUGCCCGCCUCCUAUCAAUGAGUAAAAAACAAAACAAACUGCACAAUGAAUGUCAGACUGGUUAUGACACAUUUCAAGGUAAAAAAGACAAAAAAAAAAGACAUAUGUAGCAAGUUUAACUAAUCUGGCAUGGAUCACAUGGUCAACAUUUGUGGAUGUUGCAGCUAUGAUGUUUAGUUUUGGGUGAAUUUAUUUCUUCUUUUCUUUCUUUCACAUUUUCAUGUUAAGAUCUUUAGAAAUGUGUUGUUUUUAAAUGUUGCAGCAAAAAGCAAUAUGACUGCAAAGGGUGUGUGUGAUGUUGCCUUAAUCAGACGGUGUGCAAAUGUUUUACAUUGACCAAAAAUGUGCACACCGUGUUCCUAAAAUAUUUCUCAGAACAGAAGAAAAACAGCUGAAAACUACAGUUUGCCAAGUAAUAAGAAACCUCCUGCUUAGAGCUGGAAAACUCUUGCACAUUUUUUUUUAAUUUGAAGGAUGAACUAAAACAUUCAGAAAUCCCACAGGGCAAAUGCUAAAACCUGGAACACAACUCCUUCUGUAUUUUUUUGUUGUUGACUGCAAAUCUGCAUCGGCAUUUCUGAAGCACCAAAAAAGGAGGUCUGAUCAAAUGUUUACAACUUUCCACGCUCAUAAACCACAGCUGAUGCCAAACAUUU
Oryzias latipes (Japanese medaka) is the source of this 6526-nucleotide messenger RNA. It is a transcript of the gene kank4, whose product is annotated as KN motif and ankyrin repeat domains 4. The record is from RefSeq and is a predicted model, not a curated record. Gene Ontology annotation, molecular function: protein binding. Gene Ontology annotation, cellular component: cytoskeleton; cytoplasm. Gene Ontology annotation, biological process: negative regulation of actin filament polymerization. NCBI's taxonomy places the organism in Eukaryota, Metazoa, Chordata, Actinopteri, Beloniformes, Adrianichthyidae.